Messenger RNA from Acanthisitta chloris (rifleman), 330 nucleotides. Its product is annotated as probable U3 small nucleolar RNA-associated protein 11. The transcript is spliced from 4 exons. NCBI's taxonomy places the organism in Eukaryota, Metazoa, Chordata, Aves, Passeriformes, Acanthisittidae. Gene Ontology annotation, cellular component: small-subunit processome; nucleolus. The annotation marks the transcript as partial. The record is from RefSeq and is a predicted model, not a curated record. Gene Ontology annotation, biological process: rRNA processing.
CCCGCCGCCAGGACGAAGCUGGGCCUCCUGGAGAAGAAGAAGGACUACCGGCUGCGUGCGCGCGACUACCACAAGAAGCAGAAUGCCCUCAGGGCCCUGCAGAAGAAGGCUCUGGACAAGAACCCUGAUGAGUUCUACUUCAAGAUGAUCCGUGCAGAGCUCAAGGAUGGAACCCACAUCAUAAAGCAGCCAAAGGAUGAGGUGACCCCAGAGCAGGUGAAGCUGAUGAGGACACAGGACAUCAAGUAUGUGGAGAUGAAAAGAGUGGCAGAAGCCAAGAAGAUCGAGCGGCUGAAGGCAGAGCUCCACCUGCUGGACGCGGCGGGGAGC